Kalmanozyma brasiliensis GHG001 is the source of this 3768-nucleotide messenger RNA. RefSeq lists its product as uncharacterized. Lineage: Eukaryota; Fungi; Basidiomycota; Ustilaginomycetes; Ustilaginales. The transcript has a single exon. The record is from RefSeq and is a predicted model, not a curated record. Bases 1 to 3768 code for a protein of 1255 amino acids.
AUGAUAUCCGGAAUCUCCUUCAGCUCGACGCUUGGCGUCUCAACACCACUAGCCAAAUCGAGGCGCAUCAGCAUGCUCCCAAUCAGCCAUGCCGACCUUUCAUCACCGACCACCGCAGCCAAGCAUGUACAGCUGCUAGAGUUGGACAAUCUAGCGCUUUCAGAGGAGCUCGCGCAAUUAGAAGAGCGGGAUAGAGCUUCACAGGCCAAGAUUGAGCUGCUCGAGUCCCAGCUCGCUUCGUCCUCCUCGUCUACGCAGCAGAUGAUGGUGCUUUCCAGCUCUGUAUCGACCGAGCCUGCUGGAGCAGGAUCAGAGAACACAGCAGCAGCGCAGCAGCUCAGCGCCGAGAAGAAAGGCGCAAAGAGGAUCCUACACAGGCUGAUUGCGCGCAUCGAGUCACACGACCCCUCGUCGUCAUCUUCAGCAGCAGCGGACGAUUCCAGGCUCUUUGACCUCGAUCAGAGUCUCUUCCACGAUCCUGAGCGCUCGAUCCUGGCCCCAUCCUCGACAUACCUCUCCACUCCCAACGGCAAGACGAAAGUAGGGAGAAGCUUCGAAGGCGACCUUGUCGACGACGUCAUCUCUGCCGCUAACGUGUUCGAGGAGUACGCACGUAAAGCAUCCUUUGCUGCCGAAGAACAAUCUGUAGCGCUCGCAGCCGUCUCUUCUCGCAAUGAGAAGCUCAUCGCACGUGCACAAGCGCUCGAAUCUGAGCUCGAACAAGCGCGAAGCGACUCAACAGCAAGCAGCGAAAAGGAUGCUCGCAUGAACCAGCUCCAAGCCGAGCUCACCGCAUCGGAACAGCGUGAGGGCGACCUCGCGUCUCAGCUGCAGCAAUCGCAGUCACAAGUCACCGAGCUGCAAGGCACACUUCAGAACACACAGGCGAGACUCGACCAGAUCACAGCAGAGCAAGAGCUGAUCAUCUCGGCUGCAGCCAAGAAGUUCAAGGCGCAGAUCGAAGCGUUGGAAAUGCAGCUUGAGGAGCAGGGCAACUCUACUGCCGUCAUUCCUGCUCCUGAGUCCGAUCCGUCAGAACGCACCUCAGAGCUGGAAGCCAAGCUGCAGAGUACAAGCGCUGAGCUGACGCGACUUCAGGCCGAGCGAGACGCAGCAGGGCGAGAAGCCGAAACACGCAUCGCCGCGCUCGAAGCCGAUCUUGCACAGCGUCAAUCCAAGACCAGUGACCUGCAAUCUAUCCUCACGGAGCUGCAAGAGAAGAAGGAGCGCCUUCACGCGAUUCAACUGCACAACAGUCAGAUUCGGUCGCUGGAGAGGGUGCUUGCCCAGCAGGAGCGUAUCGUCAAUCUGCUCGAGCGACCCGCUGAUGGCGAGAGCGGAGAGUGGAUGGCGCAUGCGCAGGAACUCAGCGCUUCGCUUGCUCUGCUCAAGACGCAAGCUGCUCCUAUCGCGGUGCAAGAGAGGACGGAGACAUCGACCAUGACCGACGCUGAGGAGCCGAAGCCGGAGAGCGUCGAUGUAGCUAUCAUGACGGAUGCAGCUCCGGAGAACUCUGCCGUCGAGUCCAGCAACGCGCCCACCGAAUCCAACGACGACCUCAUCGCCGCGCUCAAGGAGCAAAUCGAGGAGCUCGAAGCGCGAGUCCUCCGUCGCAACGAGCAGAUUGGCUCGCUUCAACGUCAGCUCAAGAACACCGAGAAUGACCUCGCUCGCACACGCACCAAUCAAAUGCUCGCAGAGGAGACGGUGAUGGACCUGGACGCGGAGAAGACGGAGCAGCUGGCACAGAUCAAGCUGCUCGAGGAGCGCAUUGCUUUGAUCGAGUCGUCUGCGCCCCAGCAAGAUCAUGAUCAGGUAGAUGUUGCAAUGCAGACCGCCGCUUCAGAGACCGAAACUGGCGGGGUGUCGGAGCUGCAAGCAUCCCUCUCAUCAGCCCACGAGCGAAUCACAUCCCUCACCGCUCGCAUCGAAGAGCUGUCAGGGUCCAACGCAAGCAUGCAAGCCGAAGAGGAGACCCUCGAGAGCACCAUCGCCACCCUCAACACCCAAGUCGCCUCCCUCCAAAACGAACUCACUGCCGCCAUCGAGACAGCCCAACUCUCCGAAUCGCAACACGAUCAGGAUCUCGCUUCCCUCAAGUCCACCCUCCGCAAGACAGAAGACCGCCUCGCCUCUACCCAGCUCGAACUCGACACGCUCCACCUCACGCUCGCCGAGCAGCGCGAAUCCGCCUCUGGCGACGCGGAGCUCAUCAGCACCCUUCAGACGCAGCUAUCGACGCUGCAGGUGGAACACACGUCUCUCAUCGCCUCCUCCGGUGCGGGCGAAAGGGCGCUCGAGGAGACGCGCGCGUCGAUCAGCGACCUCACAACGCGCUUCGCCGCUGUCGAGAACGAGGCUCUGUCCACCCGCAGUGAGCUGGAAUCCAAGACUCUCGCACUCGACGAGCUGGUGGCCAAGCACACCGAACUGGAGCACGUCCUCGCUGAGCGGGACGCCGCCAUGACCGCGCGCAACGCCGAGUACUGGAACCUGAAGGAGGAGCUAGCCGAGCUGCAGGAGGAGGCGGAGCGAAGUCGCGACGUCGACCCUGCUGCACUCUCCGAGCUUCAGGCCCAGCUCGGCGAGGCAACCCGAGCGAAGGUCGAGCUGGAAGACCGCGUCGCAUCGCAGGAGUCGGCACUAUUGCGUCUCAAAUCGGACCUCACUUCUGCCAGAUCGACAGAAGAAAUGCUCAAUGAGCAGUACAACGCGUCCCAACGACGGGCGAAGGACCUCGAAACCCUCGUCUCACAGCUCGAAUCUUCCCUCCCGAGCCAACCCGCAGAGGAUGCAGAAACGAAGCAAAAGCUCGCUCAGAUUCAAGAGGAGAUCGAGGACCUCCGCACACGCAAUGCCGAGCUCGAAGAGGAGCUGGAGCGCAAGGCGGAAGAGAUCGAGGAGGCUGACAGCAAGAUCCUGGACGCCAUGAAGGAUAGCAAGAAGUACUCGCUGCGGUACAACAAGAUGAGCGCCAAGUUUGAGGGGCUGCAGAAGGAGGUUGGGGCCGCGCAGGAGAAGGUGACGCUGCUCGAGGGGGAGUUGGAGAAGGAGCGGGAGAAGGUGCGCGCGGCCAGGAGGGAGCAGAGUCGGAAGGAGGUGGGAGGGAUGGUGAGGAGCGGAAGCGGAGAGAGCUUGGCUGGUCGCAAACGGUCCAAGCCUGAUUAUGAUGAGGAUAUCACUGGUGGGCAAUCGACAAGGGAAGAGGUUGCGGGCGAGACAACGACCCCAGCCCGGGAAAGCGCAGUAAAAGCAGUCUACGCACCCUCUCCUUCGACCCACACGGCCACACGCACCCCUUCCUCCUUCACCCCGCUCCGCCGGUCGGCACUCAAAUCCGCCUCGCGCUCGCACACCAAACCCGUCCCCACGUCGUCCCAACCCAUUGUCCUCGGCCACGGCACACCUUCCACGCUCCCCACCUCAACCUCCACCUCGUCCGAGGGCGGGAUGGUCCGUUCCACCUCAAACCCAUCCGAGCUCAUCGCAGCUCGACUCUCCGCCUCGCCAAUCAAACCGCUGUUGAGCGACAAGACCAAUUUGUCGGUUGCGGCGGGCGGUACGUCGAGGUUGAGCUCCAAGCUCGGCUCGCAUCCCGAGCAGCCGGUGCUCAAGUCGAAGGUCAAGAGCGCCACCUCCCUGCUGCCUGCCGAAAAGAAGGGCGAGGAGAGGAAGGCCCUCGGUGCAUCAGCGGGAUCAGCAGCGGCGGGAGGAGGAGCGGCUGACUUUUUGGCCAAGAUGAAGGCUCAGCGUGCCCAACGCGCCUAG